Molecule: messenger RNA, 1011 nt
Organism: Pieris macdunnoughi
Lineage: Eukaryota; Metazoa; Arthropoda; Insecta; Lepidoptera; Pieridae
Source: the annotation of a GenBank genome assembly
AUGGCGAAACAAGAGUAUCUAAGAGACCGUUUGCUCACGCAACGGUGGAAUUUGAUACGAGCAGUGUCAGAUUACAAUUUUAAUGGCACUGAAGUUGUGAGCAUGGAGAAAUUGCUCAGCGACCAGCUAUCUAUCUACGAAAAAGUUUUAGAGGAAGCUUCCGGUAGUGGCCUGUCGUUGGAAAUUGAAAAUAAUUUCCCACCCUUAGAAGAGAAAUGGAGUAUUCUGCAAGCUGUUUUCUUUGCCUCCACUGUUCUCACCACAAUAGGUUAUGGCAAUAUUGUACCAGAAACAUUCUGGGGGAGGUUGUUCUGCAUCAUUUAUGCGCUAGUUGGUAUUCCCUUAACGCUCACCGUUAUUGCUGAUUUGGGCAGAGUUUUCGCAACAUGCGUGUCCGUUAUAGCUAAACACUUACCAGAGAUGCCAAAAUGGUGCAGCCGCGUAUCUGAAGCUAACCCAGCAGGCCAAAAAUCGCUGUACGCCUUCUGGGCUGUAGGAUUCCUAUUUGUUUAUCUAUCCGCUGGUGCUGGUUUAUUCAAGAUGUGGGAAGACGAUUGGACGUUUUACGACGGAUUUUAUUUCUGCUUCAUUACUAUGACAACUAUUGGUUUUGGCGAUCUCGUUCCAAAAAGGCCAAAAUACAUGUUGCUAUGCACGUUGUAUAUAUUAAUCGGUCUGGCACUAACGUCUACUAUUAUCGAGCUGGUCCGUAGACAAUACGCUCGCUCCUGGCAGCAAUUGCGGGCUCUCUCAGGCCCCUUGGCAGACACAUUGCGAAGACUUGGCGACGCCGGUCGUGGAGUCGACGUGUCUGCGCUACACGACCUACGGAAAGUCCUAACAGUUGUAACAAUGCCACGAAUGGGUGGGGGUCGAAAUUCUCUCGCGGAUAAGCGACAGUUGGAAUGGGAGGCUGCGCUGGAGGCUGUCAUACGAAAUAUUAACAGCCCAUCACCGACACAGCAGAAACCGCCAAUAGUUCAAAUAGUUAUAUAUGAGUCUUCCGUAUAG